Molecule: messenger RNA, 546 nt
Organism: Laetiporus sulphureus 93-53
Lineage: Eukaryota; Fungi; Basidiomycota; Agaricomycetes; Polyporales; Laetiporaceae
Exons: 5
Coding region: 1-546 (181 amino acids)
Source: RefSeq, a predicted model, not a curated record
AUGUGCAUUCAAAUCAACGGUCUUCCCAAGGCCAUCUUCAAGAAGAUUACAGGGGUUGGCCACUCAUCUGCAUUCUCACAGGCACUCAAGCAUAUGCUUACGAAGGAUGCUCAUGAUGAUAAUAAGAUGGUGCAGGGACCAGAGAUUAGAGGGCUCAAUGGAGAUGUUCUGGACUGUCUGAAAGAUGGAUACCGUGUAGGCAAGCAAGCAGCACAAGCCCUGAAACCCAUGCAAAUCAUUACACCAAGCAGACAAUUGAUGGAUGCGACACCUGACAUGGUGCAUAAUGCAUCUCAUCAUGCUUGUGGACAUGUCAGGAAUGUUCCCUCCCUGGAAGCUUCUCAUGUAUGGACCCUGGCUGGUAUCAUGCAGUCUCUUCAAGAACUGUAUGAUGACCCAACACCUACACCAUCUCUGGACAAGAUUGGUGAUGAUUAUGUUCCUAGCCAGCAAGGCAAGAAGAAGACCCCUGUAGAGAAGGUCACAGAGGCAGCCAAAUGCAAUGACAGAAAGAAGGCCAUCACAGAUGCUGUCAACUUAGCUUAG